UAAGAACCUAGGAAUCGACCCGAUGAAGGGGCUUCUAGUCGCAGGCGAGAGCUCAGGGGCGAAUAUAGCUUUUGCAGCGACGUACCUCUGGAUUACGCAGAAGAAAGAUAUCGAAAUACGGAUCACGGGGGUUUAUAGCGGUGCGAACUCAGGGGUAAGCGCGGAGACAGUGCCCGAAAAGUAUCGACCCCUUUUCGUCAGUAUGGAGCAGAAUUGCCAGGCGCCUGUCAUGGAUACUCAGGCCGUCGAACGUAUUAACGAACUCUAUAAGCCUGGCCCGAAGAGUCCUCUCGCGUAUCCGAUAGCUAUCCCUGAUCCCUCGAUCAUGCCGCGGAUUUAUUUCCAGGCAUGCGGACUUGAUCCUACGAGGGAUUGCACAUUGGUUAUGGAACAGGUCUGGAGAGAUGCUGGCGUGCCUACGAAGCUCGACGUUUAUCCCGGAAUGCCGCACGUUUUCUGGGCUUUGGGUCUCCCUGCCUUAGAACAGACUACCUAAGGAAAUAUGAAAAAGAUACUCGGGAAAGGCUUGAAUGGCUGUUGAGACCAAGCCAGUCUGGGGAAACUAGAUACAACUCUUAUUCGACGCAUUAGGUGUAUCUAUAACGUUCUCUUCUUAAAUAGACUAUGUAUAUGUCAGUUGAACACAGCUUAAAAGCCCAUAACUAACAAAAUAGGUCUACAUGUGGCGUCUAGCAAAUGAGUAUGAAGAAGUGCCG
Daldinia loculata is the source of this 716-nucleotide messenger RNA. RefSeq names its product alpha/beta-hydrolase. The transcript has 2 exons. Gene Ontology annotation, molecular function: hydrolase activity. NCBI's taxonomy places the organism in Eukaryota, Fungi, Ascomycota, Sordariomycetes, Xylariales, Hypoxylaceae. The record is from RefSeq and is a predicted model, not a curated record. Bases 23 to 496 code for a protein of 157 amino acids.